GCAUGUUUGGCCAAUGAUGGAGCAAUAAACAAUAGCGUAUGGCCAAAGUAUUCACAUGAACUAAAGAUAUAUAAUAAUGGGAUUUCAUUUAGGUGGUUCAGCAGAGGGGAAAAUCAAGAACUGAUUGAAUCUGAGGAAGCUGAAAAUUGAAUCAGGACUAGAUGGAUUGCUAUAUGGGCCAGGAAGAAACCAUCUUUUUGUCCCGGGGCCAGUCAACAUCCCUGAACCGGUCACUCAGGUGAUGAACUGAAACAAUGAGGAUUACCGUUCUCCUGCAAUUCCAGAACUCAUAAAAAAUUUGAUUGAGGAUGUGAAGAACAUUUUCACGACUAUUUCUGGAACUCCAUUUCUUAUCCCCACAACUAGUAAUUUUUACAGAUGGACAGGCCAAAUUUUACUGCUAACCUAAAACCAUGAUCAUUAGCCUUUCACACUCAGUUUACUGAAAAGAUUGUCUUACCCUCUUGGAACUUUGAUGUGAGCAAUGCAUGUCUAUGAACAAAAUCUAGCUAUUGUACGAGAAUACUAUGUUUAUCCAGUGUGUCCUAUAACAAUCUCUUCUUGAAUGGCUUGGUCUUCUUUUGAUGUGGGUACGGGUGCAUGGGAGAGUGCACUGACAAACACAGAGUCUCCGGGAGAUCGGAUUGUAUCUUUUCUGAUUGGCCAAUUCGGUUUGCUUUGGAUUGAUCAGCAGAAACGUCUUAACUUCAAUGUUGAUGUCGUUGAAAGUGAAUGGGGACAAGGUGCCAACCUUGACAUUCUGGAAUCAAAACUUGCUUCUGAUAGAGCACACACCAUAAAGGCAAUUUGCAUUGUUCACAAUGAGACAGCAACUGGAGUCACUAAUAACCUCGUCAAAGUGAGGAGCCACCUUGGUGAGCAUUCCAUCUAUUUCUCUUCUCUCUUCUUCAAUGAUAGAGGUCACAAUUAUAAUGAGGCAUUGCUUAAAAACUUAAGUUUUUGAGUUGAGAAAAUCUGCCACAAAAAUCAAGUUAUUUUUGUUAUAGAAACUGUAAUAGAGCCUGAAAGAAGUUCCACUAUCCCUUGUUAAGUUUGUGUUAUUUUAAU
Neltuma alba is the source of this 1068-nucleotide messenger RNA. RefSeq names its product serine--glyoxylate aminotransferase-like. Gene Ontology annotation, cellular component: peroxisome. The transcript has a single exon. NCBI's taxonomy places the organism in Eukaryota, Viridiplantae, Streptophyta, Magnoliopsida, Fabales, Fabaceae. Gene Ontology annotation, molecular function: L-alanine:glyoxylate transaminase activity; L-serine:pyruvate transaminase activity. The coding region runs from base 566 to 964 and encodes 132 amino acids. The record is from RefSeq and is a predicted model, not a curated record.